Messenger RNA from Rhizopus microsporus ATCC 52813, 1116 nucleotides. RefSeq names its product kinase-like protein. NCBI's taxonomy places the organism in Eukaryota, Fungi, Mucoromycota, Mucoromycetes, Mucorales, Rhizopodaceae. The record is from RefSeq and is a predicted model, not a curated record. The coding region runs from base 1 to 1116 and encodes 371 amino acids. Gene Ontology annotation, molecular function: ATP binding; MAP kinase activity. The transcript has 13 exons. Gene Ontology annotation, cellular component: cytoplasm; nucleus. Gene Ontology annotation, biological process: protein phosphorylation; intracellular signal transduction.
AUGAAGUACCAUAGUUUGCCUUGUUACGGUCAAUCUUUUGAAGUAUAUGAAAAAUAUGCUUUUGAAAGAGAAAUCGGAAAGGGUGCAUACGGCAUAGUAUGUGCUGCUGUAAAUACAAAGACAGGUGUGUCCUGUGCUAUCAAAAAGAUCAACAAAUUAUUUGAAAGACCAAUAUUGACAAAAAGGGCCUUACGAGAAGUAAAGCUAUUGGAACAUUUUAAUGGACAUAAAAAUAUCAUUGGAUUAUAUGAUAUAGACAUUGUUGACUAUAACAACUUUAAUGAAAUUUAUCUCUAUCAGGAACUUAUGGAAGCAGAUCUUCACCAAAUCAUUCAGUCUCGUCAGCCGUUGACAGAUGAACAUUUUCAAAGCUUCAUCUACCAAGCUUGCUGUGGACUCAAAUACAUCCACAGUGCCAAUGUCUUACAUCGAGAUUUGAAACCAAGCAAUUUACUUGUCAACACAAGGUGUGAAUUAAAGAUUUGCGAUUUUGGGUUAGCUCGUGGCUACAUUGAUCCUUCAAGUGGACAGACUGAUGCAGGGUUUAUGACAGAGUAUGUUGCCACUCGAUGGUAUAGGGCACCAGAGAUCAUGUUGGGUUUCAAGAGCUAUACAAAAGCUAUUGACAUGUGGUCUGUGGGGUGUGUGUUUGCUGAAUUGCUUGGAGGAAAGCCACUAUUUAAGGGAAGACAUUUCGUAGAUCAACUAAAUCAGAUACUGUAUGUCCUUGGGACUCCUGACGACGCUACACUUAGUCGAGUGGGAAGUGAAAGGGCACAGAUAUAUAUCAAAAGCUUGGAAAAAUUCCAAAAAAUACCACUUAGUCAACUUUAUCCUAAUGCAAGCCCUACUGCGUUAGAUCUACUAGAGAAACUAUUGACGUUCGAUCCUUCAUCAAGAAUUACUGUAGAAGAAGCCUUGGAGCAUCCUUAUUUUGAAUUAUUCCAUGACCCAAACGAUGAGCCUUCUCAUUCCACCUUAUUUGACUUUUCAUUUGAGUCACUGGAUACAAUAGAAGACAUGAAAGAAACAAUUAUUGAAGAAGUUAAACACUUUAAGGCGAGAAAACAUAGUUUAAAGAUUGACAUGAAAGGGCUAAGACGCCAACAUAGGUAA